This is a messenger RNA of Anguilla anguilla (European eel), 3055 nucleotides long. RefSeq lists its product as uncharacterized. The transcript is spliced from 4 exons. NCBI's taxonomy places the organism in Eukaryota, Metazoa, Chordata, Actinopteri, Anguilliformes, Anguillidae. The coding region runs from base 378 to 1112 and encodes 244 amino acids. The record is from RefSeq and is a predicted model, not a curated record.
GAGGAUUGCACAGACAGGCUCUCCUAACUCGCCGUGAGGCAAGAACAACUUCAGGAACUGCCCACGCAUGCUCUCAAACCAGCCAUAAUCACGCCCAGAAUAAUGUAGUGUCUGCGAGUUGAAGAACAUCUUCGCUUGUUCUCGUUCACAUUUGUAUAUGGUAACCGAUCGCAACAUAUAGCAACCGUGGCGCUGUUUUUCUGGAACAGAACUGGGGAUGUUGAUAUGAAGAUGUUAUAUUGCUGUUAAAACAGCAUACUGUGUGUUUUAUAGAAAGAGGAGCUGACAACGUCUAUGCAAGCUAUAAGAGCAACAGGCCUCGCAGUUUAGCAUAUAUAUUCGUGUUACUUUUUUAUCAUUAAUGUUCUGUAGUCAGAAUGGGGUGUUCUUCUAGUACCCAAACUACAGCGCAAGGAAACAGACCGAACACUAAACCAGAGGAAAGCAAUGGAGCCGGUGCUAUGGUCGUGACAGCGAAGCGGACUGAGAAUGGCGCUGGGGCGGAGGACAGCGAGACCAUUCCAGACCCGGUCCAGCUGCCCGUUCAGAACGCCGGCCCCGAGGCCCAGGCCGCCGCCGCCGGGGAGACCGCCAAGGUUGCCGCGGAGACCAAGCCCCCGGCAGAGGAUGCUGCCGCCGCCCCUGCGCCUGCAGAGGAGGUUAAAGGUGCACCUGCUCCGGACUCUGCAGCGCCCGUAGAAGGGGCUAAGGGAGAGUCUGAGGCAGGGGCGAAGACUGCGGACCAGGCCAAAGCCACAGAGGAGGCACCUGCCAGCGCCUCUGAGCCCGCCCCUGAACCUGCACCUGAAUCUGCCUCUGAGCCGGCCCCUGAAUCUAAACCUGCACCUGAGCCUUCACCUGAAUCUGCAUCUAAACCUGCCGCUGAAUCUGCCCCUGAAUCUGCAUCUAAACCCGCACCUGAGCCUGCUCCUGAAUCUGCACCUGAACCUCCCUCAGAUCCUGCCACUGAAUCUGCAUGUAAACCUGCCCCUGAAUCUGCCCCUGAGUCUGCCCCCAAGGCCCAGGAGAAAGCUGUGGAAGAAUCGGAGACAAAGGAAGCAGGAAGUGCCGAGGCAGCAGCUGACCAAUCGGAAUCCGCAAAGGCGGAAUAAGCACCUGCUACCUGCGACGAAAACUGAUCUCGCCUCUCCUUUCUCCAGCCCUGAUGCGUUUGGUCGAGAGAACAGGAGUGAAUGGAUGCAAAGAUGUUACAGAAAGUCAAGUGAGAGGACGAGGGACAUCGUGAAGAGCAACUGCUCUGAAAAGCACCAGAGAAAUACUUCCGUUUGCCUGUUGCCACGAUGCAGACCAGCGGAGUGCUCCACCACUGUGCCUUUCUUUCCUGUGAAUCUGUGUGAGGGGUUGGGAAUGGGUGCUUCUAAUUUUGUAAACAUUUCCUGUUUAGUCAAUAUUCCCUAGUUUCAUGGUUUGCAAAAAACAAAAAUGAUCAGGAUUGUUUCUGAACCCCUCUGCUUUUGAACGAUACUUUACAUUUGAGACGGUUAAAUUCAGGCAAAUUAUUACUUGUGGGAGAAUACAUUAAAUACCAGGUUCCUGUGAACUGAAAUCUUGUUGCCACAUUCCACAUCACAUUGUGGAACCAACCCUGAGCUUUCACUAAUAAGAGUUUAUUCACUUUCUUAUAUAAAUCCUUAACUACUCCACCAAUGUUCUCGCAUGUGGAGUGUAAGCCAAGCAUGCUACUGCUUUAAAUGAAGAGCUGUUUUUAAUCUCUCCAGUGGUGUCCUGUUCAGGAUUGAGUCUGAUUGGUCAAGCUAAUUAGAUGCAUAAAUAAUAGAUUCAAUACAAAAAUGCUAUUUUAGAUAACUUUAUAAUCCACUUAGACCUAUACAACUGUUCAUUUGUAAAGCACUCUCACAUAGGGACAUAAUUACAUAUGUGCCUGUGAAAUUCAGUGUAACAUUCUGCUUGAAUGUUUGAUUGCCACGUUUAGUUAGUCGUCCACUGAUUGGAACAGAGAGCAGAGGGUCCUUGAAGUUUUUAAUGGGUAGCUACUGCAGCGACGGAUAUCACCCAGGCAACUGAACCGCCUAACCUUGCAGAAGGCACUUCAGGAGCGGGACGCGUCACACUGUAGAAAGCAAUCCACCAAUCAGAGCGUGUGGAGUGCUAAGGCCUUAAAGCAAGGCUGUUCCCAAGUGAGGAACCCACUGCUAGAUCACCUUCCAGCAAAGUGCUGGACUGCUUCAGAAAAUACUCAACUGUAUAAAUGGAUACAGUGUGUGGGUGGAAUGACACGUGAAUGCUUGGUAGGUUGGAUAAGGAUGUCUGCCAAAUAAAUGAGUGGAGAUGACUGUGUACAAGGCAGUCAGUGCUGCUUAGGGAGAACUCUAAAAUCUCCAAAUUUGUGGGGCUGUAGAACUGGAGUCACCUGGCUUAGCAUAACAUAUGGAUAUACAACGAACUAGUACACUGUACAGUGCUAGAUAAUAUACUAGUUUACAGCACUGCAGAUAAUGUAAAACACUGAUUACUGUACAGUUGUGUAGAUAACACUUAUACAUUUUACAAUGCUACAGGUAAUGUGAAAUUCACCAUAGACGGUCUGCUCAUGAGCUGACUGAAAUGGACCAGGUCAGCGGCUUCACACAAAGCUCCUAACUGUACCAGGGACUGAGACCAAGGACUUCACCUCCUCAGUGUUCAACAGAACAAAGGCCCUUCAGAAAAACAUCACCCGUUUAAUCUAUGUGGAUCCGACUUCUGUACAUCGACUACUUUCAUACAGCUGAUUAAAGUACAAAAUUUGAACAAGACAUUUGCUGUGCAAUAUCUCAACAAAUGUUUGAAACUGGCAAGAAAAUUUUUGUAUACAUUUCUUCCACUGAUGUCUUUAAUGGACUUUCGAGGUAAUGUUAAAUAAAAGAUAUAGAUGUUAAGUUACUGAUUGGGAGGUGUGGGUUAAAACCAAAACACUUGUUUAUGUUGCUUUAAUUCACCAGCAAUGUGUGCAGCCAGGCUUUGACUUCAUAAAUGUGUAAUUCGACGCACCAGGUACUCUGUACAGUACAAAUAAAAACAUUCCAUUAAGAUU